AUGUGCCAGAAGCUGCGGCGCGAGCGGUUCACCGCCAGUCCGUUCGACGAGGUGGCUCUGACCAUGGGAGAUCGGUCUCACCUCGAGGCUCUGGCGCAGACCUUCGUGUCCGACAACCUCCGGCAGUAUCUGACCCAUUCGGCCAUGGGUCUCGACAAGGCCAAGGAAGCUUUACGCGUCUACACGGAGCGCUCGCAGCGUGACAUGGCUCGACGACAGCGGAAGCACCUCGCUGCCAACGCCAGCCGCGCCUGCACUGACGACGAUAAGACCAAGUACACGGUGUCGGAACUGCCGGUCAUGUUCAGUGCCGGCAGGUUGCACAUGCGCAUCAAGUCUUCGUACGUGGACGACGUUGGUGGUGCGGCGGUGUUGGCCACAGUAGGGGAGCCUACCUUGGACGAUCCGUUCUGUUCACUGGUCAUCAAGUACAUGGAGAUGACCUUACCGUUGUCUACGUCAAGACUCGUCAAGAACCGAGACUUCGUCUACAUGGAGGCCACGGGCGUCGUACAGCUCGGCCACGGGGGUGACCGCAUCGGCUACCACCUCAUGCACUCGGUGCACUUCCCGCAGACGGUAGAUCGCCCCCACAAGGUGCGUGGUCGGCUCUCAAUCUGCAGCUUCUUCCGACAAACCAGCCCCAACAUCGUAGAGCACUACUCGUCCGGUACUAUCGACCCGGGAGGCGUUAUCCCGCGCUCGUUGCUGGUGCGAGCCACUGCUAAUCAGAUGCUGGCGCCGCUGCGUUACGCCUACUGCGGCCAGAUGAAGAAGCUUACGUGGAUGCUGCAGCAGAAGCGCGACGAGCGUCGAGCCGACGGUGUAUUCUCCAAGGUGUCGGUAUUAGUCGAGAACGUGUGCGUGACCUGCCGGUCGAAGGCGGGCAACCUCUUUAGCAGCAAGUGCUGCGUCUGUCUCGGCGAAUUGUGCAUGUCGUGCUCCAUCAAGAAGCGCCUGAGCUUCCUGUCGCCGGAUAGUACUCUAGUGCGCUGUAAGGUGUCAGUGUGUACUGCGUGUAUGCUGGAAGGACUGCACGUUAGCGCGUCCAGAGCCGCUCGGGAUCAACUGUCCGGAGCUUCAAUCUGCUGCGCAUUCGCCACGUGCUCCGUGUCGGAGACGAGCUCCGAUCUAUCGCCGUCCCCGACGAAUUGGAGUCGAAGUCGGUACGCCAAGGCGACAGUAUAG
Messenger RNA from Phytophthora sojae, 1188 nucleotides. RefSeq lists its product as hypothetical. NCBI's taxonomy places the organism in Eukaryota, Oomycota, Peronosporomycetes, Peronosporales, Peronosporaceae. The coding region runs from base 1 to 1188 and encodes 395 amino acids. The record is from RefSeq and is a predicted model, not a curated record. The transcript is spliced from 3 exons.